Molecule: messenger RNA, 644 nt
Organism: Cucurbita pepo subsp. pepo (vegetable marrow)
Lineage: Eukaryota; Viridiplantae; Streptophyta; Magnoliopsida; Cucurbitales; Cucurbitaceae
Source: RefSeq, a predicted model, not a curated record
GCCAAUUCCGCUCCCUUCCUCCACUUCCAUCCCAUCUGCUCCUCCUCCUCUCGCCGCCGCCGGCGGCCACCACUCCUCACUGUAAUGGCCUCAUCAAGAGGAGCCGACAGUAGCAGCAGUAACAACAACAAUAACAACAACAACUACUACGCGAGCGGGAAGCUUGUGGACGAGAGCAUGAUCGUACUCCGGAAACGGAUCCACGAAAUGAAGAUGGUCGAGCGGAGCCACGAACCCCCUUCCAAUUGGCUCGACUGGGAGAAACGCUGCUACUCCGACUAUGAUUCACAUAUCUGUGAGGCUUUGGGCUAUCUCCAAUCCCACUUGAUGAACACCAGGCCUAGCGUUGCCUUGGGAAUUCUCCUUCUUAUUACUCUCAGUGUUCCGCUCUCCUCUGCUGUCAUUCUCCACCGCUUCAUCGACAUCGCCGCCGCGCUUCUCGCCGGAGUCCGUCUUACUUAACUGUUGCAUAUAACCAAUACCAUAGAAGCCACACGCCGUCGUUUUGAGGAUGCUUGUUUUUCUAUUAUAAUAUAUUAUAUAUAUUUUUUAAUUUAGGGAGUAGUUGGUCUUUGUACAGCUUAGAUCUCAUUGUUUGUAUCGCUUUCUGUUAUUUUAUAUAAACGGUCAAGUUUCCAUUUUAA